UACUCUAAUAUUCUUACCCUUAUUCUAACCAAUCACACUCCUCAUGCCUAAACCUAGCCAAUCCAACUAACGAAGGCAACGAGUACUAGCCAAUCAGAAGCAGACUAAGGCAGGCCAUGACUACGCCAUCCUAGAAAAAAAAAUGUUCCGAUGACUUCUCUUCUCUCGUUGACGCUCCAGAAACACGUUGAGCCAAGUUGUCAAUCAAACUGGUAUAAACCGUUGAGCAGCCACAGCCAGUUGUUUCCUAUGAUCCAGGCUAUAUGGUUUAGCAGUGUGAACGAGGCUGUUUAUGCUCGUUCUGUGUGAUUUUCAGCCCAAAGCAGGAAAUGCUGCUUUUUAAUCUGCCAGAUCUCAGUCAGGAAGGAAGCACUUGUACUGCAAAUCUGCAGACCUGAGCUAAUCUAUAGUUAACUGCUUCACGACCCCUUUAUUAUUUUUUGACUGCCUUUUUGGAAAUGAAAACGACGUUGUUCCUGUUGCACGCCAUCUCAUGCUGCUGGUUGGUCAGUGCCACACUUUCAAAAACGGAUGCAAAGAAGUCGCAUAAAGCUGAAGCUGAGACAUCUCCAGCAGAGUUGUCUGUGUUGGAGAGAGGACUUGUGGUGUCAGACCCUCACUGGAAAGACAUAGUGAAGGAGGAAAAGAGACACAGUACUAAUAUUAAGAAAACCUUUCAAGGACCAGUGCUUGGAUAUGUCACACCUUGGAAUUCCCAUGGCUAUGACGUUGCCAAGAUAUUUGGCUCUAAACUAACUUCAGUGUCUCCGGUGUGGCUUCAACUUCGCAGAAGAGGACCUGAAACCUUUGAUGUUACGGGACUCCAUGACCAUGAUCCAGGCUGGGUCAAAUCUGUGCGCAAAUCUAACAAAAAAGUCCGGCUGGUGCCUCGGCUGUUAUUUGAUGGUUGGUCUUACCAGGAUUACAUGACCGUGCUGGGGAGUGAAGAUGAGAUUGAGGAGCUGGGAAGUGAGCUGGUGGACGUUGCAAAGACCGAAGGUUUCGAUGGUUUCACCUUGGAGCUCUGGAGCCAGCUGGGAGGCAAUAAAAGGAAGGAGCUGGUGCAUUUGGUGAAACACAUAUGUGAGUCUUUGAAGGCCAAAAGAUUAGACUGCAUCCUCGUUAUUCCACCAGCUGUGACAAGUACCGGGCAGCCAGGUAUGUUUGGCAGGGAAGAGUUUGAGCAGCUGGCCCCAGUCGUCGAUGGAUUCAGCCUCAUGACGUACGACUACUCCAGCGGUGCCAGGCCGGGCCCGAGCUCUCCCCUGCCCUGGGUGAGAGACUGCGUCCUCCAGCUCGCACCCAACACUCAGUGGAGGCAAAAGAUCCUGCUUGGACUCAAUUUGUACGGCCUUGAUUUUGCAGGCCAGGGCACAGAGCCUAUCCUAGGGGGAAGAUACAUUGAGAUUUUGCGGGAAAACAGGCCAAAACUUCUCUGGGAUGAAUUGUCUGGAGAGCAUUAUGUCAAUUACAAGAGGAGCAAUGCUGUUAAGCAUGUGGUGUACUAUCCAUCGCUGAAGUCAAUCUAUCUGAGGAUCUCCUUAGCUACUGAACUGGGUACUGGAAUUUCCUUAUGGGAGUUAGGACAAGGACUGGAUUACUUCUAUGAUCUCCUAUGAGAGCUGGACUUGUUUGAGAAGACUGUGGACCUUGAAUCAUCAGCACAUGGAUUUUCUUUUUCCUGAUCAUGGUACACCAAAAAUUCAUAUGCUGUAUGGAAGUACCCAUUUUCUCUAUUUUGUUUUGGAGUAAGUGACAUGAACUCUGAAACGAGCCGUUGACGGGGGUUUAGUUAAUAUUCAACUUGUUUGUGGGUCAUGAGGGGGUGUUGAGAAAUCUGGUUUACAGGAGUGGAAUUGGAGUUUGUUGAUUUAAAAGAUUGUGGGGAACAAUAGGUACUUCAGUUUGUUUUACUCCUUUUCAUUACUGAUAUUGUGAAAAAAAAAAAAUCUUGUACUUGUACAGUUCAGUCAGAGUGCAGUAACACAUGUCCAUUCAACAGCCGGCGCAUGUUCAUCAAUAUGUAUAAAGUUUCAAACAAGGAUAUAUUAUGUUGAGUUCAUGUCAUAUCUGCAGCUUCUCUUCAGUCCAAAUCCAGAAUCUUCUGCUGUUUUGCUGACUGAUGCCAACAAACAUUUCUGCUCUUGGAUCAAGUUUUGUCAUUUUUACAUUUUCUAAUCAAGACAUUUGAUUGUGUGACUUUUAUUGGGUUUAUGAUAACAGCAUUGACAAGUAAAGACGUUGAAUUUACAGGGUUGCUAAACAUUUGUUCUGACCCAGCAUCUUCCAAUAUUUGUAUGAGAUGGAUAUUUGUUUAAUUACAUUAAUAUAAAUGUGGAACAACUCAA
This is a messenger RNA of Thunnus maccoyii (southern bluefin tuna), 2348 nucleotides long. It is a transcript of the gene chid1, whose product is annotated as chitinase domain containing 1. Gene Ontology annotation, cellular component: extracellular region. The record is from RefSeq and is a predicted model, not a curated record. Bases 459 to 1619 code for a protein of 386 amino acids. NCBI's taxonomy places the organism in Eukaryota, Metazoa, Chordata, Actinopteri, Scombriformes, Scombridae. The transcript is spliced from 12 exons. Gene Ontology annotation, molecular function: chitin binding; oligosaccharide binding. Gene Ontology annotation, biological process: carbohydrate metabolic process.